Laccaria bicolor S238N-H82 is the source of this 685-nucleotide messenger RNA. RefSeq lists its product as uncharacterized. Bases 52 to 342 code for a protein of 96 amino acids. The transcript has 4 exons. The record is from RefSeq and is a predicted model, not a curated record. NCBI's taxonomy places the organism in Eukaryota, Fungi, Basidiomycota, Agaricomycetes, Agaricales, Hydnangiaceae.
CUGAAUUCAAACGACAACGUUCUCAAGAUAUCUAUCAACUCUUAAUCCAACAUGGUUCAGGGAAAGACAAAAGGCCUCCAAACCAAAGGAUCUUCAGCACGGCAUGCGAAAAAAGCAGCGGCCAACAUGAAGAAGGGCAGGGUAGCCAUUGCACCAAAGAAAACCGUACUUGUGAAGCAGGCAGCAAUGCAGAAGAAUCUCACAGCUAAAAUCAAUAAAUCUAUUGAAAAUCAAAUGGUCGCUGCGGCGUCAGCUGGGAAACUAACCAUCAUGAAAAAUACGGCACCUGAGGCAUCUUCGUCAACGUCAAAAUCAAAGGGUCCAACAAAACCAGGGAAAUGAGUCAAUCAACUUGCGUGGCUACAUAGCUGAAUACCCCCACGAUUUUUCAUAUACCGCGACACAUAGGCGCUUCAUAUCUCGAUUUGAUUCCACAGGUCCCGCUUAGCGAUUUGGGGUGAUAAUGCGCGAUGUAGACAAGGGCAUGAUGGCUGCGCGUUGUACAGCAAAACACGCUGUAGUCGGAAGUCGGAGAUGAAUGCUACAGCCGCAAAGGCACGAUAAUGAUCCAACGGGAGUUCGACGAUACACAUGCUGAGUUGAUUUCGUUCACUACUUCCACGAUAGCAUCGUCGCGAGUGCUCUAGACGUUCCUGGAGAUUAGAGCUAUCGAUCUUGAGAAAGG